This is a messenger RNA of Vicia villosa (hairy vetch), 1128 nucleotides long. RefSeq lists its product as uncharacterized. Bases 1 to 1128 code for a protein of 375 amino acids. The record is from RefSeq and is a predicted model, not a curated record. The transcript has a single exon. NCBI's taxonomy places the organism in Eukaryota, Viridiplantae, Streptophyta, Magnoliopsida, Fabales, Fabaceae.
AUGACUUCUUCAUCAAACUCUCAACAAAAGGUUUCACCUUCUCAGCAACAACAAGAACAACAACAACAACAAAAUGUUCCUCAGAAGAAUUGUCUAAUUCCUAUGGACGAAUUAAAAGUUCUUGGUGAAAUGAUGGUUGAUUUUGAAAAUCUGGAUGAACGUGACAUUCAUUUGAAGGAUAACAUGAUAUUUCAGGGUUGGGAAGCGUUUCUCUAUCGUCUGUGUGGACCAAUUUUUCCAGAAUUGGUUAAAGAGUUUUGGGUUCAUGCAUCUUUAAUGCCAAAAUCAUUUCUGUCUUUUGUUCAUGGAGAAGAGAUCUCCAUUACAGAAAAUCUUCUCAAAAGAUUGUUUGGUCUGGAAACUAUUGAAGGUGUUUCUGGAGCAAUAGUAGGAAGAACAGAUUGGGACGCUGUUUAUGCAGAAAUCUUCAAACCUGGAAAAGAGUCUACCAGCAUCAAGGAAUUGAAGGAUCCUUACAGAAUUUGGGCUAAGAUCCUUCUGGGUUGCAUAUACCAUAGAAAGGCAACUGUUUCUCCUAACUAUGUCAACAAGGACCAACAGUACAUUCUGUAUUGUAUUGGUAAUAAAGAGAAGGUGGAUCUCCCUUUCAUAAUUUUCAACCACAUGUGGAAUCAUGUGAGGGACUCUAGAGAGCAAGCCAGAUUGAAGUCUACCAAGUACAAAAGGAACAUCAUACCCUUUGGAAGGAUAAUUACUGAUCUUCUUGUUCAGACUAGAUUGGUUGGUGAUCUAGAAAAAGCAGGAAUUGUUAUAGAUCCCUAUGCAAUAUGUGGAAGUACAAUGAAUGCCCACACUCUGAAAAAGAUGAAUCUAAUUGAGACAAUUGCUGCUACUCCCAGCGUGGACCAUGAAAUCUUGACCAUAAGGGCUCCUGCUCUGGCUGAUUUUGAACUGUUUUUAAAAAAUGAGCAUCCUAACAUUGUUGUCAAAUAUAUGAAACUAUGUAAAGAGGAAGGCUCUGCGUAUGAUCCUGUGUGGAUAAGCAACAAAGAGCUUCUCACUACAGCUGAUCAAGUACCAGAAAAAGAGGAAGAGAAAAAGAAGAAGAAAAGAAAGCAAGACCAGCAAGAAGGAAGGAAAGAUAAGAAGGAAAAGAAAGAAGAGUAG